Cynoglossus semilaevis (tongue sole) is the source of this 981-nucleotide messenger RNA. It is a transcript of the gene dpm1, whose product is annotated as dolichyl-phosphate mannosyltransferase subunit 1, catalytic. Bases 36 to 788 code for a protein of 250 amino acids. NCBI's taxonomy places the organism in Eukaryota, Metazoa, Chordata, Actinopteri, Pleuronectiformes, Cynoglossidae. Gene Ontology annotation, cellular component: endoplasmic reticulum membrane. Gene Ontology annotation, molecular function: dolichyl-phosphate beta-D-mannosyltransferase activity. The transcript has 9 exons. Gene Ontology annotation, biological process: GPI anchor biosynthetic process; protein O-linked glycosylation via mannose; dolichol-linked oligosaccharide biosynthetic process. The record is from RefSeq and is a predicted model, not a curated record.
CAAUACAAGUUAUGGUUUCCUGCUAAAAAAAAAUCAUGGCGAGCAGGAAAACGUCGCACCGCAUCCGGGAAAAUGGGGAUAAAUAUUCAGUGUUACUGCCGACAUACAACGAACGAGAAAACCUUCCACUGAUAGUUUGGCUGCUGGUGAAAUAUUUUGGAGAAAGUGGGCAUAACUAUGAGGUAAUCAUCAUUGAUGACGGGAGUCCAGACGGCACACUGGAGGUGGCAGAGCAGCUGCAGAGAAUAUACGGACAGGACAGAAUACUUCUACGACCCAGAGCAAAAAAGUUAGGCCUAGGCACUGCCUACAUUCACGGCGUUAAACAUGCAACUGGGAAUUUCAUCUUCAUUAUGGAUGCAGAUCUUUCCCAUCAUCCAAAAUUUAUUCCAGAAUUUAUUCAGAAACAAAAGGAGGGAAACUAUGACCUGGUAUCUGGCACACGAUACAGAGGCAACGGAGGCGUGUACGGCUGGGACCUGCGCAGAAAACUCAUCAGCCGGGGAGCAAACUUCCUGACGCAGGUGUUGCUGAGACCUAAUGCUUCAGACCUGACAGGAAGUUUCAGACUGUAUAAGAAGGAGGUGCUGGAGAACCUGGUGGAGCGAUGUGUGUCCAAAGGCUACGUCUUUCAAAUGGAGAUGAUUGUCCGUGCCCGACAGCUCAACUACUCAGUGGGAGAAGUUCCUAUUUCCUUUGUCGAUCGAGUUUACGGAGAGUCCAAACUGGGCGGGAAUGAGAUCCUGUCAUUUGUAAAAGGACUGCUUGUACUUUUUGCCACAACAUGACCAGACCACCAGGUCCUACAGUGUACAGUAGAAGUAGUUAGCUCCACUUAGAAUUUGAUUUCCAAUAACAUGUCUAUUUCGUGUCUGUAGUGUAGUGCUCAGACGUCUGAGUCCAGGAUAAAGGUUUAAAAUCACCUGCUACAGCUGUUAUUGUUUGUAUAAGAAUAAAAGUUUUAUAACUUGUGGUUAUGCG